Molecule: messenger RNA, 2756 nt
Organism: Crotalus tigris (Tiger rattlesnake)
Lineage: Eukaryota; Metazoa; Chordata; Lepidosauria; Squamata; Viperidae
Gene: SRSF2
Product: serine and arginine rich splicing factor 2
Exons: 3
Coding region: 194-859 (221 amino acids)
Molecular function (GO): RNA binding
Source: RefSeq, a predicted model, not a curated record
AGGGCGGCACCUCGUUCACUUGCUCGUGGCAGCGGUCGGAGAUGGUCGCUUGUGAGUGAGCUCUCGUCUGCGCGCCUCGCUGUUAAGUCGACGGCCAGGCUGUGGUAACGCGAGCCUAACGCAACAGCCAUCUCAAUAUCCGUAGGGCCAGUUCGUGCGCUCCGGUUCUUUCCGUCUUUUUCAGCCCAACGCCAUGAGUUACGGGCGGCCGCCGCCAGACGUAGAAGGCAUGACCUCCCUGAAGGUGGACAACCUGACAUAUCGUACUUCUCCAGACACACUUCGCCGCGUCUUCGAGAAGUACGGCCGCGUGGGGGAUGUCUAUAUUCCCCGCGAUCGCUACACCAAGGAGAGUCGUGGAUUCGCGUUCGUGCGUUUCCAUGACAAGCGCGACGCGGAGGACGCUAUGGACGCCAUGGAUGGGGCCGUGCUUGAUGGGCGCGAAUUGCGGGUUCAGAUGGCCCGCUAUGGCCGACCUCCGGAUUCGCACCAUAGCCGACGAGGGCCCCCUCCGCGCCGAUACGGAAGCGGCGGUUAUGGACGACGCAGCAGAAGCCCCAGAAGGCGGCGCCGCAGCCGAUCCCGAAGCAGGAGCCGAUCCAGAUCUCGUAGCAGAUCGCGCUACAGCCGUUCCAAAUCGAGGUCCCGCACGCGAUCCCGCUCUCGUUCUACUUCGAAGUCCAGAUCGGCCAGGAGGUCGAAGUCCAAGUCUUCGUCUGUGUCCAGAUCUCGUUCCCGAUCAAGAUCCAGGUCCAAAUCCAGAAGCCCUCCACCUGUCUCUAAGAGGGAGUCGAAAUCAAGAUCUCAAUCUAAGAGCCCUCCUAAAUCUCCUGAAGAGGAAGGUGCUGUGUCAUCUUAAGAAAAAGCUGCGGUCUCCUGUUUGCUUAAAGAAUAUUGGCCAGUAUUGCAGAUUUUAACUGAUUUGGCUGAUCCUCCAGGGACCAGUUUCUGUGGGCGUGUAUUGGAGCAGGUUUGUCUUUAAAUGUUAAAGAUACACUAUCCUGUUAAGAAUCUGUUCAAUGGAUACGGUUCUCAAGAACAGCAAACGCUUUUAGAAAUGAAAUGCAAAAGUUGGCGGAAACCAGUGUCCUUGGUGCAAUUGUGGGCUUAUAAUAUGCUGGGUGGGAAAAUGGAUAGUGUGUCUUUAACCUCCCUCAAAUUGUUUGGUCCUGUUUUUUCAGAUGAAGGCCUAGAACUGUUAAGGAUAAUGACCAAUAGCACACCAAGAUUUUAAAUAAGGAUAAACGCAUAAUAAGAUUCAGGUUGGAUUUGGAUUAGGGGUGGUUGUUAAAGAACAUGUGAUGUGGUUAGUGCAUAGAUUGGACCAAUUUUCCAAAACUCUGGCUACAUUGGUAUCAAUGCAGUAGUGGGGGGAGAUAUUGUACUUGCUUGGAAACAUGUUAAAACACCAAUACAUGUAGGUACUUAAAAGUAUCCAUAAACUAUAGAAUGCAUACAAGGAAUACCCUAAGCAUUUAUUGUUUUCAAAUUUAGAUACUGCAAAUGGAUGAGAAAUCUACAUAAAGGAUGCCUUCGGAGGAGAAACGAUCAUCUGAAUUUCCAGUCCUAUGGAGAGACUCCUGCACAAGCAACAGGCUGUUGAAAAGGUUAUUUUGUAACACUUUGUCUAACUUUUUACUUUGUUUUUGAGCCUCAAAUGGCAGACUUUUACUUUUAUGUGCCAUUUUGUUGCUAUUAUUCAAAUUUCUUGUAAUUUAGUGAUGUGAACGACUACAGAUUUCAUUAUUGGCUUGGAUAUUUGAGGUAAAAACUUCAUUUUUGUUCAUAUAGUGCUGACUUGUUUGCAAAUUAAACUGAUAACUUGCAGUCUCAAGUUUAAUAUUAAAUACACAGCUGUAGUAUGCUGAAAAGCUUUAUGCUGUCCAAAUGUUCAAUUCUUGCCUUUGUUCUCCCAAUUCUGAAUUUUUAAAAUUCAAGCACAUAUGCAAAUACUUCAAGUCAAACAUUAAACUUUGCAGCUGACAAAUUAAUUUGAAAGAUUUUGUUUUUAUCAGACAAAAUUCUAAUCUCUUCUCUUAUGUAUUUUUGUGCACUAGGCGCAGUUGUGUAGCAGUUGAGUAAUGCUGGUUAGCUGUUAAGGUGGCGUGUUGCAGUGCAGAGUGCUUGGCUGUUUCCUGUUUUCUCCUGAUUGCUCCUGUAAAGAUGCCUUGUCGUGCAGAAACAAAUGGCUGUCCAGUUAAUUGUAAUUGCCUGACAACUGCACUUCCAGUCACCCGGGCCUUGCAUUAAAAUAAUGGAGCAUACAGUGAGCACAUCUAGCUGGUGAUAUACACACCUUAUUUUUCCAGAAUGGUAAAUUAGACCAUCUACAUAUGUGAACUUGCAUAUGAAAAUGUAAUGUUAAAGCAUUUGAUUCAUUCCUUUUAAGUACUGAUUUGGAGUAUCUCUUAAAACAUUCUGUAUUAUAACCUCUGUGUCUGUAGUUUAAUAAAAGCAACACUUUUUUGGUGUUCAGGUUUUUUUUUUAAAACUGAUGUUUGAGUCAGUUUUGUCUGUUAGACUAGGACAGAUGAUAUUAAUUUGCAAUUUAAAUAACACUCAUCCAGCAAAUUCAUUCCUAUAAGUCCUAUUUAAGGGGACUUACUCCUAUAUAACAAAGAUUGUUUUUAAAACAUUGUAGGCUCAAGUAACAUUUUUGGUAUUCCUGUGAAAUGCAUAUAUAUCCUUAAUUCAAAAGAAACAUGCAGCAGAAUUAGUAUUGGCAUGAACAAUUAAUAAAAUUACUUUUUAAAAAA